UUUGUUUGACUACAUAUUUUUAAAGGCACAAGUUUAAUUUGAAACAAAAGGCGUCUUUAAAAAGAGUACUUCUCUCCUUUCUACCACUGGGUACCAUCCACUCUUGCUAUGUUUGAAUAAUGAAUGUGGUAUUUUGCAUUUAAUUGUUUUAUUGUCCUCUUUGCUGUGAAUACUGUUGGUUGACGUGAGUUGCGGGAGCGCGCACGGAAACGCGCACAGUGCAGCGUCCUUUCGGUUUCCAUGGAGACCCCAGACGGCAACAGAACACCGAGGGAGAGUGUCCGACCCCGAGUCCAGUUUAAAACACCAUAAUUUCACCUUUAACUCUUGUAAGAUUUUGUUUUUUGGACAUUUAUGGACAAGUGUUCUGCCGGGGUCAUCGCUUUGGAAAUUUGCAGCUGAAUGAUCCUGUAAGUUUCCUCCUGGGAGAGAGAUGGAGAAUAGCUCUCACUUACUGUCGCCCUCGUCACCAUCUACUUUUGGAAGCCUUUCCCUGCCUUUCUCGUCUUCACCGCAGCAGACCAGCUUCUCUAAUGGUCGUCUUUCCCUCCCACUUUCACCAAUUUCAUUCCCACCAUCCCCUUCCUCCCUUUCUCCAUCAACAGCAGAGUCUCUUCAUUCUCUCUCGCCUCUUUCACACGGCACAGCGUCUCAGGGCCAUGAAGGACAAAACAUACAAGGCUUCAGCACAGCAACUGUACCUGACCAGGAUGACCUGACCUGCCUCAACUGGCUGCAUCAGAGGGGGAACCUGCUCCCAUUGCAGCCCCUUCCCAAAAUCACAAUGCUGCCUCAGCUUGAGUCCUCCACACCUACCCAACCUCUUUCUCCUGCCAUGUCGAAACCUCCGUAUUCCUUCAGUACUCUGAUUUUCAUGGCGAUAGAAGACUCACCUGACAAGAGGCUUCCAGUUAAGGACAUCUACGAUUGGAUAGUGAACAAUUUCCCUUACUACAGGACUGCCCCCGGAGGCUGGAGGAACUCUGUUAGACACAACCUGUCGCUGAGCAAGAGCUUCCGUCGCAUUCAGAGGGACAAGAGCCAGUCAGUGGGGAAGGGAUCGCUGUGGUGUGUGUGUCCAGAGUAUCGGCCAGCGCUCCUCGAAGUGCUCAGGAAGACCCACAGUUAUCACAGCACCAACAUCAAUCUGUUAAACAAGCCUGCAUUGCUGGAGGGAGCAGAGUUCGGGGUGCCUGCAGUGUGCGACUCUAUGGAAAUGUCAGAUCCUCUCUCUCACGCCCUCCUCCUCUCCUCGCCAUCAACGCAAAUCAUGACCACUGAUAACCCAACUUUCUCUGAAAACCCAUCGUGCCCUUUGACCCCGGAUCACGAGGAGCUCGUCACCAUGGAGUCGGUUGAAUACCAGCAGCAGGGCGAUAUCAGCGAGGAGAUAGAGAAGGACCCCCUGUCAGACAGCGGUUACAUCGAGUUACAUUAUUACGAGUCUCACCAGUACCAGUACCUGGUGCUGCCCGGUGACACAGAGCUGGACCUGGAGACUGUGGAGAUCCUUCAGCUUGAUGCAGAGGCCCAGGAGGCUGCUGGGUCACUGUUGGACUUGGCAGGUGGCGUUUAUUAAUUUAAAAUCCCAUUUAACAGUCACAGCUGAUGCUUAGAUCCGUCUUAAGCAGAUACUUCAAAAAGGUAACAUAAAUUGAGAUUUAUGUUUUAGAAUCUUAAUGAUAGUGGAUGGAGUGAUGAGACGUUGACACUGCCCUUAUUCUUGAUUUGUAGUUAGAUAAAUAAUAUAGAUUCACCUUUUGUUGGACUAACAAGACUAAUGAAUCACAUGACCGUAUAUGAGUUCAGGCACUUUUGCAAAUACUAAAUUUACCACCAUACAAGGGAAACCUGGACAAAUACUUGAGAGUGUAAUCCUCAAUGGGAAACUUCGGACACUAUUAUACCCAGAGGUUUUAUAACUGAGCGGCAAGUAUUAAUAGAGUUGGAUCUUCGUUACAAAAAGAUUUUGUGUUUCCACAUUUUGUUCAUUCUCAGGGGUAUCAUGUAAAAACUGUUUCUGGAUUAAGAUGUUUUCCAUGCUAGGGGAAGAUUUUUAUAGACUUAAAACCUGAAAAAGAAAACACUAAAAUACCUAUUGACUCACUUCCACACUGUUGCCUUUUCAAUAUGAAUAAGUCUUUCCUACCAGUCUUUCUCCAAUUCAUUAAAGUGGUGGCCAUCUUUUCUUUAUUAUUUGUUUAUAGAGGUUACUUUUUGAGGAAAAAAACAUUUAAACAAAUGUAUUCUGAAAAUACUGCCUUUCUACAAGUAGUAGUGAAAUACUUGUUUGAAACAUACUUGCAAUUGUAGAUUGAACUCAGAAAAUGGGAAAGCACUACUCAAUUACAAUUAUGUAAGUACUUCCAAUUUUAUUUCUAUGUAUUUCUUUACACCAUUGACAUUUUUCAUAUCAUGCAUGCUUGAGUUUUAUUUACAUGUUACGGAAUUUCCUGUGAAUUUUAAAGACUAGAUAUGAUCUUGUAUGCUAAGCAAAAUGUUAUUCAAUCAGGAAUUCUUGAUUGGAAAUUUGAGUUAUCAAUGCAAAAUGUACUCACUGCCAUUGCAAAUGCUUUACAUUUCAGUGUAUACGCAAAUUCUGUUUGUAAAUUUGAUGUAUUUUCAAAAGUUUCAGAUUUUGUAUUCUAACAAAUACGAUCUAUCAUGCCGUUAAGUGAAUAAAAACGGCCUAUUUUUCUGUUCA
Messenger RNA from Eleginops maclovinus (Patagonian blennie), 2704 nucleotides. RefSeq names its product forkhead box protein N2. The transcript has 5 exons. Gene Ontology annotation, biological process: regulation of DNA-templated transcription. NCBI's taxonomy places the organism in Eukaryota, Metazoa, Chordata, Actinopteri, Perciformes, Eleginopidae. Gene Ontology annotation, molecular function: DNA-binding transcription factor activity; cis-regulatory region sequence-specific DNA binding. The record is from RefSeq and is a predicted model, not a curated record. The coding region runs from base 434 to 1579 and encodes 381 amino acids. Gene Ontology annotation, cellular component: nucleus.